Chenopodium quinoa (quinoa) is the source of this 6878-nucleotide messenger RNA. RefSeq names its product 1-phosphatidylinositol-3-phosphate 5-kinase FAB1B-like. The record is from RefSeq and is a predicted model, not a curated record. Bases 1072 to 6426 code for a protein of 1784 amino acids. The transcript has 12 exons. NCBI's taxonomy places the organism in Eukaryota, Viridiplantae, Streptophyta, Magnoliopsida, Caryophyllales, Amaranthaceae. Gene Ontology annotation, cellular component: endosome membrane. Gene Ontology annotation, biological process: phosphatidylinositol phosphate biosynthetic process. Gene Ontology annotation, molecular function: ATP binding; metal ion binding; 1-phosphatidylinositol-3-phosphate 5-kinase activity.
CUAAGUUUAAUCUUGUUGUAAUAAAUAUUUUGGCAAGUUUACUAAGUUAAUCUAAAAGUAAUUUAGGUUGAGCAUAAACAAAUUUCAAUUUGUUAGAAUUAUCAAGUUUGGCCGAUAGUAAUAUUUGGCAAGGUUAGUUUGGUAACGGGCAAGAAAAAUACCGUUUUAAAAGACAUGUUUAAAAGUAGAAAAGUCUGAACAAUUGCUAUUUGCACACUCUUUUUUCAUUCGCUCUCACGGUCUCUCAAUUUCUCUCUUAACAGAAAAAAAAAAACAAAUUCUUCAAAAAAAAACAAAAAAAAAAAGAAAAAGAAAAAAAAAACAGAAAAAAACAAAAUCGAAAAACAAUUUGAAAAUCGAUGCAGCCUGUAAGGCUGUAAUACAUCGAACAGAAGAAGAAAGAAGAGGGAAAGCCAAACAUUUAUAAAAACAGGUUUUUUUAUAAUUAAGUUACAAGUAAAUAAUUAAAUUAAUACUCAUUAAUCUCGAAUUUGAUCCGAAAAUUACGUAAUGGGUGGAAUUGAAUUUGCUAAUUCAUAGCUGGCCGUCAAAUUCCUUGAAAUUCACACCUUCUUAUAAUUUUUAUUUUCUGUAAAUAAUUAAGUGGGCUGAUCAUGCAAUUUGAGGAGAAGAAAAUGAGCUAAUUUGGGAAGGCGGCGAUCAUUGUUUACAUCUUAAUCAAGGUUGUAGAAGUUUGAACUGAUACUGGUAAAGAAUCUGCAUUCGAGUUUGUUCUGAUUCGGGUUUUACUUUGGUUCGCGAUCUUGGGAGGAGAUAACAGUGUUGGCUUGGUGGUGCAUUCUAGACCUACUUCUGUAAUUGGGAUUUGGCAUUUGAUUCUUUCGAUAGCAUGGUUUGGGCAUUGCUUAAUGUUGGCAUUGUUGCUUGUGUAUGGGAUGUUUGAAUUGUUUCCUGGACUAUUUUGUUGGAUUAAUUAGAUUUUAGGCGAAUUGGAGUUCAUUCCUCCAACCCCACUUGAAGGUGUUGCCCUUUUGAUGUGAGGUGACCAUUUGGUCAUUUUGCAUUCAAAUGAGCAUUGCACAAUGAGUGGGGAAGGAGGAUUGUCAGUAGAUGGAGGAAUCAAACAAGAAAGACUUUGAUCUACUUGGUAUUCUGAAGGCAUGGCUCCCGUGGCAGAGCAACUCUGCUAAUGUGUCAAGGUCCUUUUGGAUGCCUGACCAUAGCUGUAGGGUAUGCUAUGAGUGUGAUGCCCAGUUUACAAUAUUCAAUCGUAGACACCAUUGUCGGCUUUGUGGUCGAAUCUUUUGUGGAAAAUGUACAGAAAAUUCAGUUCCAGCUCGUAGUGUUGAUCCCAGUAAUUUGCUAGGUGAAUGGGAGAAGGUUCGGGCGUGUAAUUAUUGUUUCAGGCAAGAGGAGCAGCGUUUAGCUAAUGUUGGUCGUGGCCCUUAUGGGUCUCACGAUAUAGAUCAUUCACUCUCAGCAGCUAGUGAUGCCAGUUCAACUUCUAGUGAAUCUGCUUAUGGUAGCAAUGUUUCUAUUUGUUCAAUGUCAGUUGGUAUCUGUGAACAGUCUUCUGAGUGUUUUUCUCACAGUCCAUAUCAAUCAGCUUUGAUGGAUCUGUCUGUAGAUGUCCUGGGCACUGAGGGAUCAGGAAGGAGCACUUUCACUGCCCCCUAUGCAGAUGAUUCAUCUGUUAAUCAAUGUGGAUCGGGUACAAACAGGAGUGAUGAUGAUGAUGAUGAUGAUGUCUUUGGUGUUUAUGAUAUGGAUUCCAAAUCAACUAGUUGUUCACAGGCUAAUGGCUAUUAUGGUACAUUGGAAAUCAAUGCGAUGCAAAAUGCUUAUGAGUCACAUGAUCAGGUUCCUGAAAUGGGUUAUUGUGACACCAAAGGCUUGAGUUGUUCCGCUUUUCAGGGCAGCUAUGAUGUGCAAGAUGAUGGUGUACACCAACAUAAGAAGAAAGAAGAUAAUGAUUUUGGUGAUGAAUGUGAAGCAUCUUCAUCUCUUUGCGCUGUUGAGGAUGUUAACACUGAGCCUGUUGAUUUUGAGAACAAUGGACUUCUUUGGCUUCCGCCUGAACCUGAGAAUGAAGAGGAUGAUAGAAUUUCUUGUUUAUUUGAUGAUGAUGAUGAUGCAGAUGCUUCUGGAGGGUGGAGACAUCUGCACACAUCUAGCAGUUUCGGUAGUGAUGAGUAUCAUGAAAAGGAAAGCUCUGUUGAAGAGCAGAGUAAUAUUAUGAAGAAUGUAGUUGAUGGACAUUUUAGGGCUCUGGUAUCUCAACUUCUGCAGGUUGAGAACAUUCCAGUUACUGAUGACGACAACAAAGAGAGUUGGCUUGAAAUUAUUACUGGUCUUUCCUGGGAGGUUGCUACACUACUGAAACCUGACACGAGCAGAGGUGGGGGGAUGGAUCCUGGAGGUUAUGUAAAGGUGAAAUGCAUAGCCAGUGGAUGUCGCUCAGAGAGUAUGGUUGUCAAAGGAAUUGUGUGUAAAAAGAAUGUUGCACAUCGUCGGAUGGCAACAAGAAUCGAGAAGCCUCGUCUCAUGAUCCUAUGUGGAGCUCUGGAAUAUCAGCGGGUUUCCAACUUAUUCUCAAGUAUUGAUACUCUUCUGCAGCAGGAAAUGGAUCAUUUGAAGAUGGCAGUUGCAAAGAUUGAAGCUCAGCACAUUAACGUGUUGUUGGUAGAGAAGUCAGUUUCUCGACAAGCACAAGAAUACAUUCUUGAAAAGGACAUUUCUCUUGCUCUCAAUAUGAAGAAACCACUUCUUGAGCGUAUAGCACGCUGCACAGGAGCUCAAAUUGUUCCCUCAAUUGACCAUCUUUCUGGACAAAAGAUGGGAUAUUGCGACCUUUUUCAUGUAGAGAAGUGUUUUGAAGAUUAUGGCUCUGCUGGUCAAGCUGGAAAAAAAUUGAUGAAGACAUUGAUGUACUUUGAAGAUUGUCCAAAGCCACUUGGUUUCACAAUUUUACUUAGAGGUGCAGAUAGAGAUGAGCUGAAAAAGGUGAAGCAUGUAGUGCAAUAUGGAGUUUUUGCUGCAUAUCACUUGGCUCUGGAGACAUCUUUUCUUGCGGAUGAAGGAGCUUCCUUGCCUGAGCAUUUGUUUAACGAAUCAUUAAAUGUAGCACUUCCAAAUAAAUCCUUAAGUAUCGAUCGGUCUAUCUCAAUGGUACCUGGUUUUGCAAUUCCUGUACAUGAGAAGCAAGAAAACUUUGGAGAUCCCCAAAUAUUGAAUGCUAUUACCACUGCCUUUCUAGGUGGUACUACUGUGCAAAAUACAGAAUUGACAAAAACAUUGUCUUUACCUUUAAACACCACUAUUCAAAAUUCUGGAUCCUCUCUUAUCUGUGGCAGUGCCACUAAUAUCACUUGUAAGCCUUCAAUCAAUGUCUCUAGCUCAGAGCUUUGGUGUGGUGAGGUUGCUUCUCUAUCAGCAUCUGUCAAGGAAAAGCAUGCAGGAGACUUUAUAGAUCAAGAUGCUUCUGCAGUUAUUUGUGGUGAAGUGUCACAUGUUCACCCUAAAGAAGUGAAUUCUGGCUCACUAGGGUCGAAGGAGAUUAAAUCUGUUGCUGAGGAUGAAUGUAAUUCGAACAAUAUGACUGGCUUAAAUGAAACAUCAGGUUCCAAGUCUGUCUCUUGCCAACAAGAUGCUAUAAGUAUUGCCCAGACCGAGCCUGGUUCUUCGAAACAGGAGUUCCCUCCGACAUCAUCUGACAUUCAGAGCAUCUUAGUUUCCUUAUCAUCAAGAUGUGUGUGGAAGGGGACAGUGUGUGAAAGGUCUCACCUGUUUAGGAUCAAAUACUAUGGUAGUUUCGAUAAACCUUUAGGCCGGUUUUUGCAAGAUCACUUAUUUGAUCAGAACUACAGGUGCCGCUCCUGUGACAUGCCUGCUGAUGCCCAUGUUCAUUGUUACACCCAUCGGCAAGGCACACUCACAAUAUCAGUUAAAAAGUUGUCAGAGAUUCUUUUGACUGGAGAAAGGGAAGGAAAGAUAUGGAUGUGGCACAGGUGUCUGCGCUGUCCAAGGAUUGAUGGUUUCCCUCCUGCAACUCGAAGAGUUGUGAUGUCAGAUGCUGCGUGGGGGUUAUCAUUUGGGAAAUUUUUGGAACUAAGCUUUUCAAAUCAUGCUGCAGCAAGCAGGGUUGCUAGUUGUGGUCACUCUUUACACAGGGACUGUCUUCGAUUUUAUGGGUGUGGGAAGAUGGUUGCUUGUUUCCGUUAUGCAUCAAUUGAUGUUUAUUCUGUAUACGUUCCACCUGCUAAAGUUGAUUUUAACUAUGAGAUUCAGGACUGGAUACAGAAAGAAGCAGAUGAGGUUCUUGAACGAGCAGAUCUCUUGUUUUAUGAGGUUCGCAAUGCCGUUAGGCAAAUAGCGGAUAAAACAUAUGGUGGAUUGGGUGCUGGUAUAGAUUGCUCUGAAUCAAGAAUUGCAACACUUGAAGGACUUCUGCAAAAUGAGAUGACUGGAUUUGAGGAAAUGCGUCAGAGAUUGUCUAACAGGGAGAUGAAAAAGGGUCAUCCUUCUCAUGAUAUCCUGGAAAUUAAUAGAUUAAGGAUGCAGCUGCUCUUCCGGUCUUACAUAUGGGAUCAGCGCCUUGUUAAUGCUGCCAGUGGUGAAGCCCUUCCUGCAGACCAAAAAGUUAUUAAGAGUUCCAAUCUGGAAGAUGCAACUGUGAAUAUUGUGAAACCACUGGAGACUGCUUUUCACUCUAAAGCUAGUCCAGAUCAUACUAAAAACUUUGUAGGACAAGAUUUCCUCUCUGCUAGCAGUCCUAGCACUGGAAAUUAUGAACCGCCUGAUCCUUUGGAGUGUGGAUCAACUGUUCGAAGGGCAGCAUCUGACAGUCAGUUUAUAGAUACCCUUAACCGGCUUGAUGCUGCUUGGACUGGUAAAACUCAUCCAGGGGUUGGGACUAAAGAAAACAGCUUGCCAUUGAUGGGGUCGAUUUCGGUGGAUUCUUCAUUGGCUGUUGUGGCGGAGAGGUUGGCGUUGGAGAGUCGAGUUGAAGAGAAGGGUGUUGCCAAGGCAACAUCAUCUUCUUCACCAGGGGCAUCUACAAACUCGAAAGGCUCAGAUAGUGCUGAAGACACCAUAAGCUGGUUGGGAAUGCCUUUUCUCAGUAUUUAUCAAUCUGUAAAUAAGAACUUUCUUGGGAAUACUCAAAAGUUUAGUAAUUCGACUUACAUAUCAUCAGCUCGGGAUUUGGGGCUGCAAGGUGGGGCUAAGUGGCUUCUGCCUGAAGGUUCAAAUGACCCUGUUAUUCCAAUUUAUGACGAUGAGCCAACCAGCAUAAUUUCUUAUGCAUUGAUCUCAAAGGAUUAUCACACUCAAUUAUCUGAUGAUGGGGAAAAACCGAAAGAUAUUGAGUCUGCAUCUUCGAUGCCAGCGGCAGAAUCAGCCAGCUUUCAUCAAUCUGUUUCACCUAAUGACUCUUUGAACGAAUCAAAUAGAAGUCUUUCAAUAGAUGAUAGCAUCUUAUCUACAUCGGGUGCACGCAACUCCUUCAUGUCAGACCCACUUUUGUACACAAAGUCAUUGCACAUAAGAGUUGCUUUUACUGUUGAUGGCCCUGUUGAUAAAGUGAAAUAUACUGUCACUUGUUACUAUGCAAAGCACUUUGAUGCCUUGAGGAAAAUUUGCUGUCCAUCUGAGCUUGAUUAUGUUAGAUCACUAAGUCGCUGUAAAAAAUGGGGGGCCCAGGGUGGUAAAAGCAAUGUCUUUUUCGCUAAAACUUUGGAUGACAGGUUUAUCAUUAAACAGGUUACGAAAACGGAGCUUGAAUCAUUUAUCACAUUUGCUCCUGAGUACUUUAAGUAUCUUAUGGAAGCUAUAGACACAAAGAGCCCAACAUGCCUAGCUAAAAUUUUGGGCAUCUAUCAGGUUACCACAAAGAAUCUUAAAGGAGGCAAGGAAUUAAAGAUGGAUGUUUUGGUCAUGGAGAAUCUUUUGUAUAGAAGAAAUGUCACAAAGCUUUAUGACCUGAAAGGCUCCUCAAGAUCACGAUACAAUCCAGAUUCCAGUGGUAGUAAUAAGGUCCUUUUAGAUCAAAAUCUUAUUGAAGCAAUGCCUACCUCCCCAAUUUUUGUUGGCAACAAGGCAAAGCGCUUAUUGGAGAGGGCAGUGUGGAAUGACACUUCUUUUCUUGCUUCUGUUGACGUAAUGGAUUAUUCCUUGCUGGUUGGAGUUGACAAAGAGAAGCAUGAACUAGUUCUUGGGAUCAUUGAUUUUAUGAGACAAUAUACCUGGGAUAAACAUUUGGAAACAUGGGUGAAAGCUUCUGGAAUCCUCGGCGGUCCCAAGAAUGUAUCUCCAACAGUAAUUUCGCCCAAGCAGUAUAAGAAAAGGUUCCGUAAGGCCAUGACUACAUAUUUUCUCAUGGUUCCUGAUACUUGGUCCCCUCCAACUAAUAUAUCAAGCCAAUUGCAAAGCAACCUUUGUGACGAAAAUGAUCAAGGUGGGUCAUGAAUCAUGACCGUGAAUAUAUUGAAGUCUGUGAAUCGAAAUGUUCUAGGUCUAAACAGGUAACUUUGAGGCUAAAUGUCUUCCAUACCUUUUGGUUAACAUGAUCCACCUAUUUUUCCGGUGUCUCAUUUUUUGGUUAGUGAAAUUUGAUUAGUCAUCUUGGAUCUUAGAAAACAAGAGAUCAUAUCAUUAAUGAAAAAAGAUGCAUGAAAAAGGCAGGCAAACUGAAGGUUUUGAAUGUCUCAUGUGGGGGGUAUAUAUUUGUUAGCUAAUCCCAUUUCUUGAAUGCUGUAUAUGGUUAUUUUUUCGUCCCCUUUCUUCAGGUGCCUUAGCAUUACAACAUUUACAAGCUGUAAUUGAACUGCUACAUUUUUUUGGUACAGUGUAUAGAAGAGUUUCACAAGAUCAAUUUUUUGAAUGUAUUCCUGAGUGUAUACGCACUUUUAUUGGUUGCA